Molecule: messenger RNA, 1620 nt
Organism: Camellia sinensis
Lineage: Eukaryota; Viridiplantae; Streptophyta; Magnoliopsida; Ericales; Theaceae
Source: RefSeq, a predicted model, not a curated record
CUCUCUCCCUCUCUCUCUCUCUCUCUCUCUCUCUCUCUCUCUCUCACUCAUAUACAUUAUUAUCUUCUUCAUUCUGUGCUUCAAAAUCCUUACAAAUGAAGCAGAAAAGCUUGUCUACCCACAUAUCAUCCGUCAACCUUGGCAUAUUCACUUUCUUCCUCUUAUCAGAAACAACUUCUUGUGUGGAUUCAAAGUAUGAAGCUUGUGUGCCCAAAAAAUGUGGUGGCCAAAGCAUAAGCUACCCUUUUUGGAUUCAAGGUGAACAAGAGUCUUAUUGUGGGUACCCUGGUUUUGAGCUCACUUGCCAAAAUAACCAUACCAUUCUUCAAAUACCGGAAAAUAAUUAUACAGUCCAGGAAAUUUUAUAUGACAGCCAAUCUAUUCGCAUAUCGGUUUCAAAUUUAAGCAAUGAAUGUUUACCACCAAUCAGAAACUUAUCACUUGAAGUGGACAAGUUUAAAUUUGCUGCUUCUGAUAUUCCAUAUCUCCAUAUAUUAUCCAAUUGUUCGUUGUCGUUGCCUGGGGGGCUUUUGGAUUCUAAUAGGAUUAGUUGUGGGGUCAAGAAUGAAGAUGCUUGGGGUUUGGCUUUGGCGAUGUUUGGAAACAAUAAAAACUUGAACUAUGCAUUGGGAAAGUGCAAAACCCUGGUGUUGGCACCGGUUGAGUUGAAUGGAUAUGAUGGGAUUGGGGACUACAUGAAAGUGCUGAUGAGGGGAUUUGUGUUGCAGUGGAAGGCUAGUAAUUGCAGCGAGUGUAAGUCAAGUGGCGGCCGUUGUGGGUUCGAUGCGAGUAAUUACCAAUUCCGCUGCUUCUGCAAAGAUAGACCUCACCGUGUCAGCUGUAAAACUAUUAUCCUAAAUCAAGUCCUCCCAAAUGGGCCGGCAUUGCUUUCUCAACCUGGAAACUUUCUUCUUCCAUGUCGGAAUCAAUUCCCUCAUCAUCACCACCUUCUCAGCAGAGACAGUGUCAUAUCCAGAUUGGCAAUACGAAGCGUGCAGGCCUAAAAACUACGGCUUCAAAGUUUCCUGUGAAGCAAAGAAGCCUGUUUACCGGACCUCUCUCAGCGAUUACUUCAUCGAAGACAUCUUUUACCAAAACAACUCGUUUCACCUAGUUAACGUCGAGGUGAUAAAUUCUAGGUGCCCUGUCCCUCUUCACGAUUUUGCCUUUGACAGCUCUCCUUUCCAAUUCGGCCCCAACUUUGCUGGUCUUUACUUGUUCUAUAACUGCUUAAACUUGUUUCCUUCCAAUUACGCACAGUAUCCAAUUACUUGUGCUUCAAUGCCACCCACAACUCUUUCGCUUACUUAGACACCGGGACAGAUGGCUUUAACUGUUGUCAAUUUCCUUGUGAGUUAUCGGUUCAUGCCUCGGUUGAGAUAGAGGGAGGUCAGCAGAAUCAAGUAGUGGAAACUAUGGACUAUGCAGAGUUGCUGAGAACUGGAUUUACAUUAGAAUGGAUGGGGAUUAGUUGUGCCGCUGAGUGUGAAAACAGUGGUGGCCAUUGUGGGUUCAACAACAACAAUAGUGUAUGCUUUUGCCCUGAUCGACCUUAUGGCAAACGUUGGAAUAAUGGUAAACACUACAGUUGCAGUUCUAUCAAAUAUAUAUUAUUUUGUG